UUUCCAACAUGGCGUCCGGAAGGCGACCCGAACAUCAAGCACCACCAGAAGUGUUUUACAAUGACGAUGAAGCCCGCAAAUACACAUCAAACACAAGAAUGAUUGAGAUUCAAGUCCAACUUUCUCAGAGGGCAAUAGAGCUGUUAGAUUUGCCAGAGGAUCAACCUAGUUUUCUUCUGGACAUAGGCUGUGGAUCUGGUUUAAGUGGUGAAGUGUUGACAGAGCUGGGUCAUCAGUGGGUUGGCUUAGAUAUCAGUCCAGCAAUGCUUGAUGUAGCAGUUGAAAGAGAAGUAGAAGGAGAUUUGUUUCUUCAUGACGUAGGACAGGGUCUUUGUUUCAAACCUGGAACUUUUGAUGGAUGCAUAAGCAUAUCUGCUCUUCAGUGGCUUUGUAAUGCUGACAAAAAGGGACACAAUCCUGCUAAAAGGCUCUACAAAUUUUUCAGUUCACUUUACAGUUCAAUGAGUCGGGGAAGUAGAGCAGUUUUCCAGUUCUAUCCAGAAAACCCUCAACAGGUUGAGUUGAUUACAACACAGGCCAUGAAAGCAGGAUUCACAGGAGGCUUAGUGGUGGAUUACCCCAACAGUACUAGAGCUAAAAAAAUAUUCCUGUGUCUUUUUGCUGGUGUAGUUGUGGACAAACUUCCAAAGGGCCUUGGCACUGAGGAUUCCAAAUCUGUUGAGGAUAGUGUUCAAUUUAGUGGGAAAAGAGAGAGAACAAAAGUACCACGAGGAAAAUCAAUAAAAAAGAGCAAGGACUGGGUAAAAGAAAAGAAGGACAGGAGAAGACGUCAGGGAAAAGAAGUAAGGCCAGACUCCAAGUAUACAGGAAGGAAAAGAAAAUCCACAUUUUAACCUUAUCUUUCAUGAUGGAAUUAGUCAGGAACUAAUGUGGCAGCCUCUUGGAACAAGAGCUAUUAAUGGUCUUGAAGAUAUGCCCAGUCUCCGUUUCUGUAAGCGGAAGCACAAGUGCUCAGUUAAAUUACAAGGAGUUCGCUGAAAUUAAUCAACAUUACAAUGUGGAACAGUCAAUAAGGUUGUCGCAGAAUGAUGCACAGAGCUACAUAACCAUGCAUGCAUGUAGCUUUAAACUUGAGGAGUGGAGACCCUUUUACCCAGAAUAGCAAUGUGCUGAGCUCUUCAGGAACAUAUGAGGAAGAACAUCCCGCCAUGACCUCCCUCUUUAACUUACAAAAUAUAGAAUAUUAUUUCAAGUGAGGGAGGGAUGAGUGAGUGCUUACCCUUCCCCCC
Molecule: messenger RNA, 1250 nt
Organism: Pocillopora verrucosa
Lineage: Eukaryota; Metazoa; Cnidaria; Anthozoa; Scleractinia; Pocilloporidae
Product: probable 18S rRNA (guanine-N(7))-methyltransferase
Biological process (GO): rRNA (guanine-N7)-methylation
Cellular component (GO): nucleolus
Molecular function (GO): rRNA (guanine) methyltransferase activity
Source: RefSeq, a predicted model, not a curated record